AGAGAAAUAUUAAAGACUUUGAAUAGGUCUAGCCAAAAGUCCAAACAUUAUCAGAAUGAAGUUCCUUGGUCUCCCGUUCUAUCUGUCUUAGCAGAAACUUUUGUUAAUUUUUCUCAUUUCAUCUAUUAGUGUUCUAGAAUCCUUUAUAUCUUUCCUUUCGUUCAUUAGAGCUAUUGUCCAACUGCCGCCAAUUUGCUCUACUCGGUUGCUGAAACCGACUUUCGUCUCGUCAUUCGAAUGUAGUUUAUUAGAUCAAAUGGUGAUUUUUCGGUUGUCAAGCUAUCGCAGAUCGAUUUCGCAGAAAUCCGCUUAUAUAAUCCCAAGUGUUUCAAAUCUGGCGUCGAAAUUAUGUAAAAUGCACAAUCGUCGAUUCCCUAAUAAAAAACACACAUGAUAACUCGACCACAAUGCUAGACAAUAGUUCGAAAAGUGUUGUCAUUCAUGUUACAUCAUUGUAAAAAAGGCACCAAGAAAGAGAAAGUCCGAACCACAAGAUGCAAUGGAACGAACAUUUGUCAAUAAUAAUAAAAUCGACGUCACACCUCUUUGCGCUCCUAUUUUCACUUAAAUCGAAAAACAAAGCUGUUGCAGAAAAAUCGUAUAAAUAGCCGUUUAUUGAACUCGAACAAUCAGUCUCGAUUUGGUCCUCUAGGUGUUUCACUCGAAAAUGUUAUCGUAUCGGGGCUUGUGCGUCCUGGGUCUCAUCGUGACCCUCGGGAUAUGUUUAACCUCAUCCCGGGAGAUCUCCCGGCAAAAACGGGACCUCGUGGACCUUGAAACAGCCGCAUCACACGGCCACAGCUGGAAAAAGGGCGGCGGCAAAGAGCACCACUCCGACCACCACGGCAGCCACGGCGAAAAGGGCGAUAAAGGCUACAAAGGCCACCACCACCACGAAAAGGGCCACAAGGGCCACCACGACAAGGAGGGCCACAAGAAACACUUCGAGGAACACGGGGGACACAAAAAGGGCCACCACCACAAGGACGGCUACUUCGGGGAACACCACAAGGGCGAAAAGGGGGAAAAGGGGCACAAAUACGGCGAAAAGGGUUCCUACAAGAAGGGCCACAGCACCAAAGGAGGACACGAUGUCCACAAGCUAGAUGAGUACAAAAAGGAGAAGCACUUCUACGACGAAGACCACGAUUCUGGUCACCACGAGAAACACGGAGGGUACCACCAUCACGAUGGGUACAAGAAGGGAGGCCACAAGAAGGGAGGACACAAGAAGGGCGGCCACCACGAAGACCACUACGGGAAGAAGGGACACCACGAGCACGGAUCGCACCACCAUGAAGAUAAGGGCCACAAACACGCCGGUGGGCAUGAGGAACACUACGGGCAUGGGUCCAAACACGCCAAGAAGGGCGGUCAUGAAGGGCACAAACACUGGGGAUACAAGAAGAGCCACAAGGGCCACUAGAGUUGUUAUGCUUGAAUUGUUGUUGCUUUUUGUUGCGUUGAUAUUAAAUGAAAAAUAAAA
This is a messenger RNA of Tribolium castaneum (red flour beetle), 1486 nucleotides long. RefSeq names its product histidine-rich glycoprotein. The record is from RefSeq and is a predicted model, not a curated record. The transcript has a single exon. Bases 668 to 1426 code for a protein of 252 amino acids. NCBI's taxonomy places the organism in Eukaryota, Metazoa, Arthropoda, Insecta, Coleoptera, Tenebrionidae.